UCUGACUUCUUUUUCCUUUGUAAACUGCCCAGGAGAAAACAAGAGCUCUGCAUUCAAAAACAUAGCACCAUAGCUGGCCAGACAUGUCUGCUCAUUCUUAUUGCUUUACCCGCUGUCCUCCUCCAACAAGCUACAGAUGUGUUUUUGAAGCAUGGAAACGCCCACAACAUACUAAGGGCCAAACGAACAAAUUCAGGCUUUGAAGAAAUUAAAAAAGGUAACCUGGAAAGUGAAUGUUAUGAAGAGCCCUGCUCAUUUGAGGAAGCACGGGAAGUCUUUGAGGAUGAAGACAAAACUACAGAAUUUUGGAGCAAGUAUUUCGAUGGUGAUCAGUGUAACUCAAAUCCUUGUCAGAAUGGUGGAUCAUGUAAAGAUGGGAUCAAUGAAUAUAAUUGCUUCUGCAAUGCUGGUUUUCAGGGCAAACACCGUGAAACAGUUCAGUUAAUUUUUCUCUUUGCUGAUUAG
This is a messenger RNA of Xenopus laevis (African clawed frog), 465 nucleotides long. RefSeq names its product coagulation factor IX-like. The record is from RefSeq and is a predicted model, not a curated record. NCBI's taxonomy places the organism in Eukaryota, Metazoa, Chordata, Amphibia, Anura, Pipidae. The transcript is spliced from 4 exons. The annotation marks the transcript as partial.